Messenger RNA from Scomber japonicus (chub mackerel), 1362 nucleotides. RefSeq names its product inner ear-specific collagen-like. Lineage: Eukaryota; Metazoa; Chordata; Actinopteri; Scombriformes; Scombridae. The transcript is spliced from 6 exons. The coding region runs from base 1 to 1362 and encodes 453 amino acids. The record is from RefSeq and is a predicted model, not a curated record. Gene Ontology annotation, molecular function: protein binding.
AUGUGGGCGGAGUCCAGGUGUUUUAUUAGCAGCGGAGCGUCUCUGGGAUCAGAUCAGCUGCAGGUUCGAGAACCGAAGACGACUCGCCGGAGCCCUUGUCCCCCGACGGUUGGGAACCCCCCGUCAACCCUCCUCCUCCACUCCUUCCCUUCCCCCCCAUCGAUGGACCAGAUGCCCUGGUUCUGUCUCUGCACACAAUGCAAGAACAGUGAGGGGCCCAAAGGGGACCGCGGAGACCGGGGACUGCCAGGUAGUCCAGGUAGUCCUGGAAGAAGGGGGAUGACAGGGUUCAGAGGUCCUCCAGGUUUUGUGGGCCGACCUGGGAUCAAAGGACAGAAAGGAGAUGAAGGCGAGAAGGGCAAUCGGGGAGCUCAGGGAUUUGUAGGACCCAAAGGAGACAGAGGCUUCAAAGGUGCAAAGGGUGAGCGAGGUUUGGAGGGUCGAUCAGGGGAUCGGGGUCCUAAAGGAGAUGAUGGUGUCUGUCCAGAUACCUGCGAGUCUAGCCUUGGUCCUCCAGGAGAAGCCGGUAUGCCUGGCCCUGCAGGACCCAGAGGUCUGCCUGGUCCUCAAGGACCAUUAGGGCCCAAUGGCCUUAAGGGUGACAUGGGUGAUAUGGGUACCACAGGUGCCCCUGGAUUUAAGGGUAUGAAAGGAGAACCGGGGCCCCAGGGGGAGUGUAACUGUACAGAAGGAGAAGGUGGGAGUCCAGGGCCGAUGGGGGAAAAGGGAGAUAAGGGAGACCGGGGACAGACGGGGCCUGUAGGGGAGACAGGGACAAAAGGAGACAUGGGAGACAUGGGGCGAAUGGGGAUGAUGGGCCCUCCUGGUCCCUGCAUGCCCAUCAUACAGUCAGCCUUCUCUGCAGGGCUAGCAACCAGUUUCCCGCCACCAAACGCUCCGGUGGUCUUCUCCAGUAUUUACUACAACAUCCAGGGCAGCUACGACCCGUCCACAGGCCUCUACAUCGCCCCCAUCAACGGCACCUACGUCUUCAGCUACCACCUCACUGUUCAUGAGCGGGUCCUCAAAGUCGGACUCUUUCAUAAUUUCGUGCCGGUUGUCAAAACGACAGACCCCAAAGUAUUAGGGACCACCUCGCAUUCAGUCGUUCUCCACCUUGCCCGGGGGGACAGGGUGUGGAUCCAGGUGAAGGAUUCGACCACUAACGGCAUGUACGCUGGCAGUGAGGCCAGCAGUACCUUCUCUGGCUACUUGCUCCACCCAGAUUCUUGUGAUAUGGGUUUACUCAGACUCCCCAUACUCCCAAUGACCAUACCUCAGGGUGGGUACAGCUGGGGCAACCUGCCCGAGUCCAGCACCCCCACACCCCUGACUACACCUGGUGGUAAUGGAUCCAAUUAA